Trichoderma breve is the source of this 2631-nucleotide messenger RNA. RefSeq lists its product as uncharacterized. Gene Ontology annotation, cellular component: endoplasmic reticulum membrane. The record is from RefSeq and is a predicted model, not a curated record. The transcript is spliced from 3 exons. Gene Ontology annotation, biological process: dolichyl monophosphate biosynthetic process. Gene Ontology annotation, molecular function: dolichol kinase activity. The coding region runs from base 1 to 2631 and encodes 876 amino acids. NCBI's taxonomy places the organism in Eukaryota, Fungi, Ascomycota, Sordariomycetes, Hypocreales, Hypocreaceae.
AUGCCAACGCACCUCAGCCCAGAGUCGACAGAGGCUCUGGAUCAAGAUGAACAAGGUGUCCUUCGGGCAUUGAACCGGUCGCCUCACCCCUACCACCACCAGAGUUCCGAGCUGCCCUACCCCUCUGACCAUCUGGUCUCUCGCGGCGAGCGAGCUGCAUCUCCGAAGCUAGGCAACGACCCGAGCCAGCCAUCGCUAUCAGGUCUACCAACCUUCUCGAAGGAAUCGACGCCAGCGAGCGAUAGCGGCACCGAUGCCGACGAUGAACACUUCCUCAAGGGCCUGCCGCCGCCAAAACUGCGACCCCACAAAGGGCUGAGAGGCCGAAACGAGGUCAUAUCUGGAACCUCGACGCCACUCUUGUCGCCCGCAGUCCUGAAAGAACCAGCACCUCCAACGGGUCGUCGAGUAUCACAUAAUGGCAAGAAAUCUGAAGAAAGGGCCAUCUUACCGGAUGUCAUCCGCCGGAAGAAGAUUCUCGUACAGCGAGCCAUUGAAGUUGGCAUCAUCACCACGCUCGCUGGCAUGAUCCAAGCCAACAAGUUGCUGGCACCGGUAUUACGAACUUGGUGUAAAGUUGUAGAUUUCUAUCUCUUUGGUGCCCUGUAUGGAGGGUUGUUACUGCUGUAUCCGAUUCGAGUUAUGGCAUGGAGCUACAAGAAUCGCCCGGCAUCUUCAAGCUUGGCGUUAAAGAUUCCCUCAAACUUCGACCCUGCGCCUCUUCUCUAUCCUCCAUCAAUCACGAUAUUUGUGUCACUGCUCGUAUCUGUUAAUAACCCAGCAGUUAUCCUCCCCAACAUUAUCCUUGGCAUAAGCUCGAUCCCACAGCAAGUGGUUCCGAAACUAGAUCAAAACGCUGCAUAUGACUCUCUUCACUGGGCUCUAUCUUGUCUACCUCUGGUUUGGCGAUCUUCUCUAUCAGAUCACUCUCGAUUUAUACCGACUUAUUCCUUCCUCACACAAGAAGACCUCGUCCUGCUAUACCCCCUACAUCGAACUGCUUCCGCAGUAUUACAUCAUCUUACCACGACCAGUCUCCUUACAGCCGAACUUCAGCUCCUUUCGAUUGCGCUGAUCAACGUGUUGCUCUUAGCGUCAUCGCCCCAGAUUCAGAUCCUUAAAGCUCUGCUAUGGGGUGGUGGAUUGAGUUUACUAGUGCUCUGUGGUGCCGUGAUUAGAUGGGGAAUUGUUUUGGCGAGAGUUCCCAAAUGGCGGUUUAGAAGAGAGCCAUAUCCGCCACGGCGCCCUUUUUGGAAGUCCUUGGUUAGACUGUUGUCCUGGCAGAGGCUUAAAAACGAAAUUCUAGGAUCACCUCAUGAUUUACACGACGAUAUAACGUUUUCAACCGAUGACGACGAAGACGAUUUGCGAUUUAGCUCUCCUACUAGAGUUCAAUCUCUCAGCAUAGCGGCAGACACCCCAUCUGACGUGCACAAUCCCUCUUCGCCCACUAUCGAGAAUGGAUGGAAAGCAGGCGGAAUUUCUCGAAGACAUACGACUCCAUUCCCCGAGAAACUCUCUCGCAAAGUAGCAACGCACACUCCAUCUGGAAGAAGAAAACGGACGGCAUCUGUUUCUAUCCGCGCAUAUUUCAAGUUUACACCGGCACAAGCAGCACUGAGGAAGUGGAUAUAUGCAAGCUAUGUAUAUGCCUGCUUGGCAUUCAUCAUAGUGGCCUUUAUCCGCCCAUAUGUACAGAAAUAUGCCCUUGAUGGCAACGAGCCUAUGGGCUGGGCUCUCGGCUACUUUUUUGGUGACCUACCAGGGUUCAGAUAUCGAGUUGUCAGGGCCAACCUUGAACGCUGGAUUUGUCUCCCCCCACGGCUUGAUACUUCGGAUGCGAAGCAGUGUCACCGUGGCUGGGUAGAGCAUGUUCGCCAUGAUGAUUUUGGCGAGACCAGCACACGUCUCUUCAUUAGCGGUUACUGGGUCGCUAUUCUCAUUGUUGGACUUGCCAUUGUGUUUCAACUAAAAAACACGUACGAGGUGGACACCCGGCGGAAGGUGUUCCAUUUCAUGAUGGUCGGCAUGCUUCUUCCAGCGACCUACGUCGAUCCGACGUUUGUCGCCUUGGCUCUUUCGAUCGUCCUGGCGAUAUUCUUGAUUCUGGAUCUGCUACGGGCAAGCCAGCUGCCGCCUCUCUCCAAGCCGAUCGCCUCCUUCUUAGCUCCGUAUGUGGACGGAAGAGACUUUCGCGGGCCUGUUGUAAUAUCUCACAUCUUUCUCUUGAUUGGGUGUGCCAUUCCUCUCUGGCUGUCGCUUGGAUCCUUGCCGCGGACUGGAUCCAACUACCUGACCGGAGUCGUCUGUGUUGGCCUGGGUGAUGCAGCUGCCUCCCUCAUUGGGCGCCGAUAUGGUCAUCGCAAAUGGCUCUGGGGUGGUGGUAAAAGCCUCGAGGGGAGUUUGGCAUUUACAGUUGCCGUCUUCCUGGGUCUAACGGCUGCUAGUCUCUGGCUUCGAAUAGGCCAGUGGCCUGUUGACGGCGAGGGCACGAGCAUGACUACCAGAGCUGGACACGCCUUGGUGUGUUCCUCCAUGGCUAGCUUGACAGAAGCUGUCUUGACGGGAGGCAACGACAACGUCAUUGUGCCAGUGAUUCUCUGGACAUGCGUUAAAGCGCUUGAAGUUUAA